Osmerus eperlanus (European smelt) is the source of this 12604-nucleotide messenger RNA. It is a transcript of the gene cep350, whose product is annotated as centrosomal protein 350. Gene Ontology annotation, biological process: microtubule anchoring. Gene Ontology annotation, molecular function: microtubule binding. Gene Ontology annotation, cellular component: centrosome. The transcript is spliced from 39 exons. The record is from RefSeq and is a predicted model, not a curated record. The coding region runs from base 500 to 9985 and encodes 3161 amino acids. NCBI's taxonomy places the organism in Eukaryota, Metazoa, Chordata, Actinopteri, Osmeriformes, Osmeridae.
GUGGACAGUCAGCUGAACGGCAGGCUAGCAACACUUAGAGCUACCAACCCCGGGAAUUACUAACUGAAAGGCGGGGAAGCUAUCCUAAAUCAAAUAGCUGGAGUUGAGGCGUUGUUGCUAUACAGUAUAGCGUCAGGAGACAAACCGCGGCAAAUAUCGCGACCGGGUUUGUUUUAUUUGUUGCUAGCUAACUAGCUACCGUAAAAUGUAUCAGAAGUAGCCAUAUGAAGUAACUUGGCUUGCUAGCUAGUAGCUAGCAGGUUAAAGUUAGCUCACAAAUAUUCUGACACUGACAGCAGUGUACCGGGGCUAGCGCUGUGCGUUGGCCGAAGAGACAGUGUGGAAAAGUUGGAUUAUUCUCUUCAUUAUGAAAUUAUUAUGACAAUGGAAACUUGCUGAAAUCAGAUCCUUAGUCUACUGGUAUACUGCCUUAAUAAUGCGGGUUUGGUUUAAAUAUCGCAUACAAUAAGGAGAACACUCGUCCCGGUGAGAAGGAGUGAUGAGGAGCAGUAGGGGGAGUAAUGCCCCGGUUCAACAGCAGCAUGACAACAGCAGAGAAAUGUCCACUGCAUGGAGAGGCCUGAACCAGACCAAAGCUGCAUUGCGGCACAUCGAGAACCGCCUGGAGGCCGCACCGGGGUCAGGGGUUCAUCUGGACGUCGUCAUGGAUACCAAGAGAAGCGCCAGGGGUGCCACUCGGAAAGUCAGCUGCAGAGACGGGAGACGAGCCGAUGACCUCACCCAGGUGGGCGGGGCCUCCAGGUGGAGGAGGCGGAGUCAGGGCAGCCCUGACAAGAGCUCCCGCUCCCCGCUGAGGAACACAACACAGGACAGCAACGUCUGCAGGAACACCUGUGUGGACUUCAAGGAGCCGCUGGCGUCCUACAGGGAGGCCACGCCCCCUUCCCAAGCCCCCUCUCUGUCGGAGGCUCACAGCCUGCAGGGGGGGGUGUCCUCCGCCCCCCCGCGGCCCCCCCCAGACCCCCUCAGCCAGCUGGUCUACCAGAGCGAUACCCGCGACCGCCAGACCGACCACGAUCUGGACAGCACCCGCUCCUCAGCCCUGGACAGCACUGUGGUCCGCUACCUCAACGACCGGCCCGCCCUGGACGCCCUGCGCACGCCCGCACACACCGCCCGGGGGGGCGCGGAGGAGGGGAGGCCCACAGCUCAGAACCACAACCUGGGGAGUCCAGGCCCAACCUCGGGCCCGGGACCCGCGGGCCAGGCCGACACCUCGGACUCCACCAGCCCCGGCUCGGCCUCCCAGCGGCUGGAGAACCUGCGGCGGCGCCAGCCCGACGACAAGCUGGAGAAGCUGAAGGAGCGUAUCCGCAGGCAGAGGGAGAACCUGGAGGAGGCCGCGGAGAGGGAGAGGCUGCUGGGGUACCUGGAGAGGCCCGUGGGCCUGGCAGGAACCACAGGGACCUCCUCCAGCACCGCCACGGCUACCGUCCGCAAGGUGGUGGCUGCACCCCCAGCACCCAUAUACAGAGGUUUCAACAGCAGUGAGACCAAGAUCAGGAUGCCUGACGGCAAAGUGUGGGGGGAGGAUGACUUCCACAACCUCAGCAGAGAGAUCUACAGAGACCUGACUCGACAGUUCACAGAGAGCACUCAGCCCCAGCGUCAGACUCAGCGGAAGGAGAGAUCCAGGGACAGGAAGUCCUCCAAGCCCGUCAGGAAGGUCCACAAGUCUGCCUCGGCUCCUGACCAGGAAACCAAGCCAGUGAUCAGCACCACUUCGUGGCGUGAGGGCCAGAAGAUGGUGAAGAUGGUACUGGGUCCUCCCAGGGUUCCCAGGGAACCAUCUCUCCAGCCCUCCUCUCUUCAGCCCUCCUCUCUCCAGCCCUCCAACACACAGACCAGGACAGCGCCCCCUGACAGGUGUUCUUCAGGCCCCCGUCCAGAGUCGAGCCGUCGCUCGCGGCCCGGUAGCUCAGAGAGAGCUCGUGGUCACAGCCGGGGGCGGAGCCACAACCAGGCCCGGCCCCCGCCUUCAGCCACGCCCCCUCCGCAGUCUACCGCCGCCCCCGGGGACCAAGCCCCGCCCCCUCCCAGCGGCCUCCUCUCAGCAGACAUCCGCGGUAUCCUCGACGACCUGCAGCUGGAAAGCAAGGCGGCAGAGUAUUAUGGGCCGGAGGAGGUCAGCGCCACGAGGAGGAGAGGCGGGUCGGGGUCGCGUGCGACGUCCAGAACCUCCGUCUGGAACGGCAUGGCAGCCCGCGGCUCUCGCAGUGCCAGCCCCGUCAGGCACCGGCCGGAACCCGCCGCCGCCGAACCGGCCGUGAAGAAACGCCACUACGACGCCGACCAAGUCCGGCAGUACAUCGCCCGGCAACAGGAGGAGAGGAGGCGGAGGCAAGCGGACGAGAGGCGGAGCCAGAGGGAGGAGGCGGAGAGGAGGAGCCAGCGGCUGCAGGAGCUGUACAGGAAGCAGCGGGAGGGCGUGGCCAGGGGCGGGCCCGGCCCAGGCCACGCCCCCGCGGCGGCGGAUGCUCCGGUUCAGAAGCGUCUCCAGGAGACUUACACCAAGCUGCUGCUGGAGCAGGUGGAGCAGGUGGAGGGGCCGCAUGCCCCUCUGUCUGGGGCCCCUGCUGCACUGCAGCAGAGGCCAGUGUACCAGCCCUCUGGAGAGUCGGACAAGGAGAACAAGAGACAGGAGCGUCCUCUCAGUGUCUCCUCCAGCAGUGACAUGUCUCUGUCUGAGCCAGCCCCUCCCCCUCUGUCCAGGAAUGAUCUUGGUGUCGGGGUUUCCUCCUGGCUGCAGCCAGACCGUCUGAGCCCUGCCGUCAGAGGAGCAAGCAGCUCAUCGGCGCCCCCUGCUGACCACUUUCUGUCUCAGCUGCUGGGCCUAGAGCCAGCGGGGGCCCGGGGCAGGAACGCCCCCCCAGCAGCCAUGACCGCCAGCAUCGCCAAGACGUCGCGCAUCGAGGCCCUGAAGGCCACAGCUGCCUCUCUGUCCACCCGCAUAGAGAGCGAGGCCCGGAAACUGGCCGGGGCAGGGACCAGCUACGGCUCAGCCACCGCCGCGGGCACGGGCGCCAUCUUGGCUCCCCUGCCCCAGGACGCUGACGAGGAUGGCCGCUGGGCCAGAGCGAUGAGCCCGCCCAUCAGAGAGGGAAACGGAGGCUCCGUGGCCUUGGAGGCCGACCACCUGGCGCUCAGGAUUCGGAAGCUUCUCAGCGCCGGCCAGAGCGCGUACAACAGCGACCUGACAGGCCUGGGAGAUCUCCACGGUUACCGAGAGAAGGUGGGGCUCCCUAUCGCUAACCACGCCUCUACAUCAGGCCACACCCCCCAGCGACAAGAGGGGGGGAGCUUAAUGAACGGCGUAGCCAUGACGAAGACUGAGGGAUCGGUACAGAGGAGAGGAAACGGCAGGAUGGAGGACGGAGAGGAGGAGGGGGGGCCAGGUCUCCAUGACUCCAGCGGGGGCUCCAUCAGUGAAGGACCUCUCCUGAGCGAAGGCAGCCUAUCAGAAGGAGACGCCAGCCCCCCGGCCAAUCGCAACGCAGGAGGGGCGGUCCCCCGGCCGGCUGAGCGCCUGGGCGCCCUGGACUUCUGCUCCGGACAGAGAGACGGCCUCCAGCCCCUCCUCCGCUUCCAGAGGGAGGCGGAGGGUUGCCCCGCCCUCAGCCCGCCCCUGGCCCCGCCCCCACGCGACAGCCGGGCGCCGUGGGAGGAGCUGGCCAAGGGAAGCCCUCACAGCGUCAUAAACAUCUUCACCAAGAACCACCUGCUCAGACAGGGCAAAGCGGUUGAGGACAGACCCGAGAGGACGUCCCCUGCGCUGCACGGCAGCCAAUCGGCUGGUGGCUCCGGGGAUGGGCCGGCCUAUGAGGACGACUUUGUGUUGUCGCGCAGCAGCGGAGCCAGUAGCCAGUCGAAGAGAGGAUCGUCUGGUCGCGGGGCCAGCAGCCACUACGAGGAGCUGAUGAGCCGCAGGUCUCCGUACGACCACCUGACCCAGCGCUCUGCUGGCUCCACCCCUAACUCCUCCCCCCUCUCCAGAGGCUCCGCCCCCGUCUCCUCGCCCCACUCCCGGGGCUCCGCAGGCAAGAGAGGAGGAGUUUCUGACCGCAGUGACGCCACUCUGGUGGACGACCCCUGCUCUCCGCCCUCAGAGACCCCGCCUGCCAACGCCAGGAGGCGGGGCUCUCACAAGAGCUCCGCCCCGAGCUCCGCCCCCAGCCAGGCCCAGAGCCCCUACUCUGACGGCACAGGAGGGGGCGCCGCGGCCCAUUCUCUACGCAGUCUGGGUAGUAAGAAGUCUCCAGUCACUAGUCCUCACCAGUCCUCGGGAGGCUCACCUCCAGGCCCCCAGUCGCCCCCAGGGGCAGGCUCGCCCGCCGGGGCCCAGGACAAUGGCUCAUCAUCGGGCAGGGACACCCUGGGUAGGGGCCUGGGUAACGGUCUGGGGAGUGGAGCUUCUCUGGCCUCAGCCAGGGGGGAAGCCACCUCUGCUGGGAUGUCCGCCGCCCCUGCAGAGCUGCAGUAUGCCCCGGGGGUGCUGCAGCAGAGGCUGUCAGCAGAGCUCACCUACCUGGAAUCCAUCGAGGAGUCGGUCAGGCAGCUGGGGGACGUGGAGAGGCUCCGGGGCGUGUCCCUGGCCCAGCAGGAGAGCGUCUCAUUGGCCCAGAUACUCAAGGCCCAGCAGCAGCGUCAUGAGCGUGACCUGUACGAGCUGAAGAUCAAAGCUGGGAGGGAGGCGCUGGAAACACAGAUACAACUAGAGGAGAACCGUCAGAGAGCAGCCAGGGCGCAGGUGGAGUUGCAGGAGAGCAUGGUCCAAUCACAGCAGGGCGCUCUGAGCGGUUUCCAGGACGCCACCUCCAAGAUGGCGUCCCAGCCGGCUGAGGCGGCCCGCUACACUGCCGAAGCUGCGCGCCACAUCAGAGAGAUGACAGAGCUGGCUCGCUCCCAGAUAGCAGGAGCCCUGAGCGUCCCGGCUGCCCCCCUCACCUCCCUGCACGACCAGCAGGGGCCGCAGCACCACAGCCUAGUCCAGCAGCUGCAGUCACGCACACACACCGACAGCUCCAGGAGUGAGGGUUCAGCCGGCAGGAGCAGGCCCGAGGAAGCCCUCUCCUCCCUGGACAGCCUGAGCCGCACUGACUCCCUCCCUUCCAGGAGACCCAACAUCAGCGGCGGAGGCAGCAGCCAGCAGAGCCCGUCCCAGACCUCGUCCUCCCCCAGGGAGCGCUGCAGGGAGGGGCCUCAGGACGGGGAGCGAGGGAGGGGGAAGGACGGAGCCGGCAGCUCGGUGGAGGAAGAGGCUCACACGGCUGCCGACGACUCCCUCCCCAGCGACAGCAUCGCCUCCCUGCUGGAGGAGAAAGCAGACAGUGCCUCCGUGGUGACAGAAUACUCCCUUAAAUUUGACGAGUCGAUGACCGAGGACGAGAUCGAGGAGCGCUCGUUUCGCUCCCUGCUCCCGUCCGAGGCGCACCGCAGAGGCACGCUGGACAGGAAGCCCCGCCCUCAGGAGGAGUCGGAGGAAGAGGCGGCCAAUCGGGACAAGGCGUCAGGGACGCAGAACGGCUCCAGGCAGGAAGGGGCCAGCAUGCCCUUCUCCUCCGGCCAGCACAGCUUCUCCAGGUUCACCAUGGAGAUGGUGCGUCAGUACAUGAAGGAGGAGGAGGUGAGGGGCCGUCACCAGAGCUCCCUGUUGCGCCUGCGUCACAGGGCCAUGAAGGACAAGACCCGCACAGAGCUGGCCUGGCUGGAGCACCAGAAGAGGCGUCUGAGAGACAAGGGGGAGGAUGACAAGAUGCCCCCCAUCAGGAAGAGGCAGAGAGGCCUGAUCCUCAAACUGCAGCUGGAGCAGGCGGAGAUCAGGCGUCUCCAGGAAGCCAACAAGGCGGCCAGGAAGGAGCGCCAGCUGCUGUGGAAGCAGCAGGAGGACAUCGAGAGGAUCCGCCACUCCACCCUGCGGCUCCGGGAACGUCUCAAGUGUGCUGGAGACCCCAGCUCUCCGGUCAGCAGCCCUCCGGAGACCCCCGUGUCGGAGACCCCAGCGGACGCGUCGUCUCCCCACAGCACGGUGCACACGGACGGGCACGGACGCUCCCCCUCUCCCCUCUCCGUCUCCGGCAGCGAGACCAGCAGCAUCAUGCAGAAGCUGAAGAAGAUGCGCUCUCACACGGACGAGAAACACUGCUCCCCUGUCCACUCCUUCCUGUCUGUGUUGUCGGCUGAGCACUGGGCCUCUCUCAGUCUCUGCCUCCCCAACCUCCACCCCAAACUCCAGCUCUUUAUCUCCAACCAGCUGGUCAGGUUCCUGACUAAGCGGGAGCAGCAGCUGAUGCAGCGGAGGCGUCACGCUGAGGACCUGCUGGAGUGGAAGCAGCGUCUGGACCAGGAGGAGGCUGAGGUCCGCAGGAUGGAGAGGGAGGCGCUGGCGGCCUGGGACCGCCACACGCCCCGGGGCCCGGAGGGUGAGGGGGAGGGCUCCACCCCCGGAGCUGAGGGCAGGGCUGCAAGGGAGAGAGGUGUUGUGAGUGUGGGGGAGUCCUCUCCGGUGACUACAGAGUCCAGCGUGCACACCGAGUUCUCUGGCUCCCAUCCUCCCUCCAGCCCCUCCUGCUCCACCGCCCCUCCUGGCUCCGGCUCCACCCACAACAGCCCGGCCAGCUACUCCCAGGAAUUUGACUCCACCCCCCACUCGCCCCACCAGAGGUCUCCUCCAGCUGAAGUCAGCCCCGGCUCCUCCACGAUGCCUGAGGCCAGCGGGGUGAGGACGCAGCCCCCCUCCCCCCGGACCCCCGGCCAGGCCCUGGCCCCGGACACCCCCUCCGCCGCCCAGACCGAGCCCAUGUCGGAUCAGAGCGACAUCGAGAGCCGUAUCCGGGCGCUGAAGGAGGAGCUUCGGAAACGCAAGUCGAUGGUGUACCAGCUGAAGAAGGAGCAGAAGAAGAGACACAAGGAGCGUCUGAAGGCCCAGGAGGCCAGCCUGCUCAAACAGCUGGAGUCCUACAACAACUUCAUACAGAAGACCGAGGCUGAGCUGAGCAAGGAGCCAGACUCUCUCCACGCCACAAAGCCCCAGAUUAAAGUCCCCACUGCCUCAGAGAAACCCAGGGUCAAACCUCCACCUCCAGACAGAUCUGAAACCAGUCAAAGUUGGAAGGCUGGCUCUGAGAAGAUAGGCCGUGAUUCUCCUACGGAGCACGAUGACCUCACCCCACUUGGACGCAGCAGAUCCACCUCUUUACCUGAGGAGCUGUCAGACGAGGACCCUCCUACCGUCACCCCCACCCCCGUCUACGGCAGCCCAGAGCACAGCAACGCCCCGAGAGACCUGCUCUCCCCUCAGGCCCACUCCAGGCCUCCGUCCAGAGACACCCAGAACCUGAGCGGGCCGUCCCAGAAACCGAGCACCGAGCUUGGGGACACCAGCGUGGUGUCCAGCCAAAGGUCUGAGGUCCUGGAGGAACUGGAAGUGGAGGGCUCUCAGCGUUCCACGUCUGAAGGUCUCUUUAAAAUGAACCUGGAAGAGAGACCCGCCUCCUCCAGGAGAGACCAGCGGGGGGUUUCCCUGACGAGCCGCCUCGAUGCAGAUGACAGGCCGAUGCCAGGGGAUUCCCCCGACGUUGAUGACGUCAUCAAAUCUGGGACGUCCCUCGCUAACAAAACCCCUUCCGUCGCCACGGAGCCCAAAGGUCCCGACCCUCUCGACGCCGAAUCUUCUCUUAGUGACCGCUCUUUCUCCCCAGACCCUGACCAGCUCUCCUCUAAGAGAGAGCUUCCAGCCAAGGGCACGGAGGCCUCUCCACCUUCGGCAGACGGUUACCAUGAAGACUUUGAGUCCUCCGUGGAGUCAUCUCCCAGGGAGGAGGCCCAGCACGGCUCCAAGCCCACCUCGCCCUCCUCGCCUGCCCACCCAGGACCCGGGAGGCCCGUGGAGGGUUCCCCGACCGGGUCCCCUCGCUACAGCAGCUCGGAGGACAGGGAGGGAGACAUAUCGGAGGAGUUCAGCCAACACUCGGACACUUCCAACGACAGCCGCCGGUCUGGGAGGAUGCUGGACCUCCAGAAACAAACCGGAGGUUCGCAGGAGGACACCAAGGAUGACGUUUUUAGCCCCAAACACUCCCUCUCCCAGACCUCUCCUCUCCCGGGCAUAGAUGAGAUGCCCAGCUUCAGCGUUGGAGACCGGGUGUUGGUCAGCAGUGUUCAACCUGGGACCCUCAGGUUUAAAGGUCAGACACAGUUUGCUAACGGGUUUUGGGCGGGCGUAGAGCUGGACAAGUCUGAAGGCAGCAACAACGGAACCUACGAUGACGUGGUGUACUUCCUGUGCGAGGACCGCCACGGCAUCUUCGCCCCUCCCGACAAGAUCUCCCACCUCCCGGAUAAGUUUGAGGUUUACGCGGACACCACGGAAGACGAGGACUCGUUCUUGGACGACCUGUCGGACGAGGAAGCGAAGACGAGCGCCGCUGACAGGAAGUCCAGACGCGGAGGUGUGAAGGACCGGACGCCUCAGAGGGCUUCCGGGGGCGGAGACACGGCGCCUGCUGAUGAUGUCAGCGACGGCCCGGUGGAUCACCAGAACAACCUCACCGCUGCCAAAGACAAGCCUCAGGCCACGUCGGCAGAUGUCAAGAAGCAGGGCGAGCGAUCGAUCCCCAACGGCCGGAGCAGAGACAUCAUCCUGGAGUUACAAGACACCCCAACCACCCUGUACAUCUCCGACAUGGACAAGAUCGACUGGGGUAGGAGGAGCCUGAAGGAGACCACCAGCCUCAUCGAGGCGGAAGGCCGGGAGGGGCAGCUGAAGAGCCCCGCCUCCGAGGCUGAAGUCAGAGGCGGCGACGCCCUCGGCACCUUCGCAGAUAAGCUCAUCAACACCUUCGUCAAAGAUGCGGUGAAGCAGUUCACCCAGAUCAGGAGGGCCAAGGAGGAGAAGAUCACAACUGCCAACCAGGUGACGGACGUGUCGACGGGAGGUGAAGGCUCGAUGGUUUCGGGGAUCCAGAGGGAUGGUCUCCCCUUCUUCUUGGACUCUGAGCAGGAAGAGGUUUCCUCCCCGGAACUCUGCAACAGACCGGAGAGCCCCAUGCUGGGGGCGAGCGGCCAGGAGGAGCUCGCCAGGCGCCUGGCGGAGCUGGAACUGAGCCGCGAGCUCCUGGACGAGUUGGGGGACGAGCAGGACUGGUUCGACGAGGACUUUGGGCUCAGCACCCGCCGGGAGCAGCAGAGGCAGAAGCAGAGAGAGGAGGAGGAGGCGCAGGGCGGGGGAGGAGCAGGCCGCUCAGUCCUGGGGGGUCAGGGAGAGACGGUCCCGGUGAAGACCCCCCCCAGACCAGAGCUGCCGUUGCCCCCGAAGCUGCCAAAGCAGCCUGCCAUGGUGGUGCCCCACACCGCCCUGCAGGUGGAGAAGCUGGUCCACGCUGCCACCCAGGAGAUCUGGCAGGGCUGUGGGCUCGGCGGCGGGGGCACGGUGACACUGACUGGCCUGCCCGUCCCCAAGCCCUCGGAGACGUUCCUGGGACACGAUGCCAAGGGCCAGGAGGCAGUGGCCAUCCGCAGUUACAGACAGGCUGUGUACGACCUGACCUGGGAGAUCAUCCAGGAGAUCUACGCCGAAGACCCCAACGCACACCAGCCCCUGUGGAUGAAACCCCGUCGGGUCAACUCCUCCUCCUUCCACAGAGUCAAGUCUCCAGGCGACAUUACCAACGUCCAGGACUUCAUCGCCACUGAGGUUCUGAAGCUGUACGGUCUGAAGAAGGACAAGAACCAGAAGACAGACUGGCAGAAGAUGUUGAAGUUCGGGAGAAAGAAGCGAGAUCGAGUAGACCACGUUCUGGUCCAGGAGCUCCACGAGGAGGAGGCCCAGUGGGUGAGCUACGACGAGGACGAGCUCUUCGUCAAGAUGCAGCUGGCGGACGGCAUCUUCGACGCCCUGAUCAAGGACACAGCCGAGGUGUUUUCCCAGAUCCAGGACAAGAGAUCCCGACAGCCCUGGCUCUCCUGAAGUGCAGGUCGAGCCACGCUCACGACCCUCAUGACCCUGCCUCAGAACGGUCUUCCUUCCUUCAGCCACAGUGCCAACACUCCUGAUACCUUCAGACCUGCUAGCAAACCUCUCACCUGCUAAACGCUAACGUUAGCUGCUAGCUAACAACAAAUAGCUCAGUGUGGAUAGCUAGCUACCUUACCUGUCUUACUCCAGACUCCUCAGAUCCAGCCUCUGUUCACCGGUACCUCUGAUUGGCUAACACUCUGCUCAGGGUGGUCCAGGAGAACCCCUCUGAGCAGACUGGGCUGUGUGCGACCGUGCGGUGCCAUGCGUAGCGUCAAGUCCGUCAGUGCUGCUAAGUUGACAGGUCCAGGGUGACCUUGUCUUAUCUGAUGGGCACAGGUCACAUGGGCACAGGUCACAUGGGCACAGGUCACAUGGGCACAGGUCACAUGGGCACAGGUCACAUGGGCACAGGUCACAUGGAAGACUUCUCGAGAGAGCUGUGUGUGUGGGGAGAUGUCAACCUAAAAAAAAAAAAACUUUAAAAGACAAAAUGAAUUGUAUAGGCGUGUCUUUGUGGAUAUCAGAUUUGGUUGUAUAAAAGAGUAAUUAUAUUGCCUCCUGCUGUGUAAUAUUUAAUAUUGGAUGAGGAAUAUGUGAUUAGGACAAAAUGAUUAGUUCAAUAUAAGUAAUCUUGCUGUUAAUGUUUAGACAAAGAUUAUUUUAGCGUUUUGUACCGCAAAACUUAUUAAAUGGUAAAGCACAAAGUUACAUGUGAACAGGGCAGUAAACGGUAUUGUAAACGGAUUUUAAAGGAAUGUUAUUUGAAACUUGUACAAGAGCUCCUUUUUGUAUUUAAUAUUUAAACAUCGAAAUAUUAGUAAGUGAUCUUCAACCUUGUUCACCUCUUCCACCAGUUUACCUGUAGGUAAUAACUGUCAUGAAGCCUAACCAAUGCCAAUGUGUUCUUCCUGGUUAUUUCAGAAAUAUGUAAAACUGUUAUGCUGGAUUCAAGCCUUACCAAGUCUCCCAACUUAUUGAUUUAAAGUGCCUCCUUAGUUCUUGUAGCAUUAUCAAUGGCCUCGUUUCUAGAGGAACAAAACAACACAACACAGGCCUUAGUUCAUGUCUUAACCCCCGUUCUUGACCUCUUAUGAAUGACCUUCACAAAGACGAUCCACAGUUUUGUCAUGAAGACCUCUUCUUUUCCUUACUGUGAGAAUAUUCAGUUAUUUGCCUUAUCCAGUUGUACAGUCAAGGGUACAUUCUCAGUUAGGAGAAACGUGUUUUAGAUGCCUCCCACCUGCCCUUUCCUCAGGCAGGGUGAUUGUUCGGCAAGUUAACGGUUACAGAGACGACUCCUCUAAAGGUCUUGACGCUUCACUGACUCACACGCCGAUGUUGACCCGCUAAUGCUGUGCGUCACCGCUGCCGGUAAGCACGUCUGUGCGACCGGUCACAUCAGGUUCAGAUGAGAAAACCCACUGUCCUAGCAGCCACUGUUCCCUCCACGCGUCUCCUAGGCGACCGCUAACUACACCGCGAGUGGUCGGAAGUGAGUCAGACUGAUAAGCUGCCGUCAACCGCAGCUCACCAAGGGCUCGUUCUCUCUCAGACUCCACAACCUCGAUCCCAGGAACAAACUGACUGUCCACCUAGCAUGUCCUCACGUUAUGUCUGUCAGACGAAGUGACCUUAAUGUGUGGACAUUUGAUCUGUUUACUUGUCUUGUUACAAACAAGCCUUUUUUUUCUCUCUCCGCCAAUGUCGUUUUAUCUGGGAGGAAGAUUCAAAUUCAAGUGUAAACUGUCAACUGUCAAACCUUUUGCUGUAAUUGUCUGUGAUAUCCAUCUGUCCAUGCUAGUCCUGUUCAUAGAUGUGUGUGACAACAAACCAGUGAUGUGACUAGUAACUAAGAAAUGCUCUGUCCAAAGUGCAAACUGAACACUGUAGGAUAUUUUGAGUUGAUUGAAGCUCAGUGGUGUUAGUGUUCCAGAUCUAACCAUUUGGUCCUGUAUGCAUCAGACACAUCACAGCCUUGAACCUGUAGUUUAGAGUCAUCCCAUCAAAACUAGGCUGUGUAGUUCAGGGUUGGGUAGACACAAUACCUUAGACACAAUGCCUCAAGCUGGUUUUUGUACACAUUUCUCCUUUAGUGUAAACUGGUCCUAGCUGUGUACAGAGAGGCCACCUCCAUGACCUCUGCACCUCUCCAGGGUCUGACCUAAGGAUCACCAGGGUUCUCACUUUGCGGGGACAUCAACUUUGUCGAAAGCAAAUGACAUUAGGCACAAACGGUUCGAUAAUCAAAUUGAUAGCGUAACAUUAGCUUACAGAGAUCUUUUGUCAGUGUAUGAAUAUUUAUAACAAUGUACUGUGAGUAGGCUCUACGUUGUUUUCUGCAUGUAAAUAUCAGCAAGACUUGUCUGUUUCUCCCGUUGAACUGUGUGUCGACAGGACCCUGACGAUUUCUGGCAAGUGAAAUACAGUUCCUGUCACAAAUAUGUACAUAGUAUAUAUUUGUUAACUAAAUUGAACUUUGAGAUUGUAAAUAAAGCUUUCAUUAUUUCAGAAACGCAAUCCAAGGUUGUCGUUUAAUUGGAAACAUCAACUAAAAACUUACCAUCGUUA